GUUCUGCAGAGGACCCAGUCUCUUCCAGGAGCCACGAAUGGUGUGCUGUGAAUGUUUGUUAAAGGAACGGCCUGUUUAAGUCCAGCCUCAGUUAUAAAUUUACAGGAACUUAACUUUGUGCCAUGGUAAACAGCAGCAGCUACAAGGUGGGUAAGAAAUCACUUGCUAGACAGCUCUAUCAAAUCUAACAGAGGCACAAGAGAGCUGAAUUUUAUGAGGAGGUGUCAUCUGAAGAAGCGGAGUUUCUGAAUCCUGCUGUCAGGGUUGCCUCAGAACGCGAAGAUGAAUGCUUCAGUGGAAGAAGAGAGUGGCUGCGCACUCUGAAUUUCCUGGCAUGGAUCUGUAUGAGGAUUACAAAUCACCCUUUGAUUUCAAUGCCGGAGUGAACAGAAAUUACCUUUACCUGUCGCCUAGCAUAAACCUUUCUCCGCCCGGAUCACCUACACUGGUGAAGUCUGGGCUGCUGAGAAGUGAUUCUAUACCUGAGGUUGGAGAGGAUGCUGCUGCUACCGUUGGCAUGGCAGAAACACUGUCAGAAGAAGAACAGGAUGAGCUAAGAAAAGAGCUUGCUAAGGUGGAAGAGGAAAUCCAAACGCUCUCACAAGUGCUAGCUGCCAAAGAGAAGCAUCUAGCAGAAAUCAAGAGAAAGCUGGGAAUUAACUCAUUACAGGAACUAAGGCAGAACAUUACCAAAAGCUGGCAAGAUGUUACGUCAACCACAGCGUACAAGAAAACAUCAGAAACCCUGUCUCAGGCUGGUCAGAAGGCUUCUGCUGCCUUUUCAUCUGUUGGUUCAGUCAUAACCAAGAAGUUUGAAGAUGUCAGACUACAGGCAUUUUCACAUUCCUUUAGUAUACGCUCCAUACAACAUUCAAUUAGCAUGCCUAUUAUGAGAAAUUCUCCUACUUUCAAAUCCUUUGAGGAAAAAGUUGAAAACUUAAAGUCUAAAGUUGGAGGAAGCAAACCUGCCGGGGGAGACUUUGGUGAAGUUCUCAACUCUGCUGCCAAUGCCAGUGCCACAGAAACUAUUGCGGAACAGACACAGGAGGAGACCCACUGAGAUUCCUGCCUCUGUCCUGCUACCCACUGCCAGAUGCUGCAAGCAAAAACUAAGCACACUCCUAACAUUCUUUGCGCUCUCUCCACCAGAUGUGCUUUUAUUUAGCACGUAGCUAUUUUACCAGAUUAACUGAUACCAGGCUUGUUUGUGAAUUCAAAAUAUUUUUGAAACUAAAAUACAUUGUUUGGGGUUUUGUGUGGGAAGGGGAAUUUUUAUGCCUUUCAAGCAUUUAAAGGACUUAUCUGUAAUUUGAAGGCAACCUUUAAAAUAUAGCAAUGAAAAAACUCUUUUGAGAAGUUAAUUAUACUGUACAUAUACUGUGGAUACCUAAUUUGUUUUGAAUCUGUAACUACUGCUCCACUUAAUCAUUAUGAAUCUACUGCUGCUGCCAAACUGAAGCUUGUUACUUCACUCCCUUAUGACUAUUUCAGUUAAGUGUUGCCUGCACGGGACACUGGACUAGGAGGUUCGCCCCCAGCUAAAGCAAGGACUUCUGCAGGCCUUAAACAAGUUACUCAUAGCAGGAUGACACAGGGGUAGGGACGUACUGUCUCAGGAGUGUGUUCCUCAUACAACAGAUGUGGAUAGGGUAAUAUGU
Antrostomus carolinensis (chuck-will's-widow) is the source of this 1658-nucleotide messenger RNA. RefSeq names its product tumor protein D52 (gene TPD52). Gene Ontology annotation, biological process: B cell differentiation. The coding region runs from base 287 to 1060 and encodes 257 amino acids. Lineage: Eukaryota; Metazoa; Chordata; Aves; Caprimulgiformes; Caprimulgidae. The transcript is spliced from 8 exons. The record is from RefSeq and is a predicted model, not a curated record. Gene Ontology annotation, cellular component: cytoplasm.